Molecule: messenger RNA, 1686 nt
Organism: Acanthisitta chloris (rifleman)
Lineage: Eukaryota; Metazoa; Chordata; Aves; Passeriformes; Acanthisittidae
Product: fatty acyl-CoA hydrolase precursor, medium chain-like
Exons: 13
Coding region: 1-1686 (561 amino acids)
Source: RefSeq, a predicted model, not a curated record
AUGUCUCCUCGAGGGCAGAUUGGUUUGCUUUGCACACUGUUUUGUAGUGCAGCAUUCAGCACAUGUGGAGCAGGCCAGAAUGGUGCUGAGCCAGAGGUGACUAUUGCACUUGGGCGGCUCAGAGGGAAACAGACAAGUGUGAAGGGGACGGACAGACUUGUGAAUGCUUUCCUUGGGAUUCCUUUUGCAAAAGCCCCUGUUGGAUCAUUGAGGUUUUCCCCACCUGAACCACCAGAACCCUGGAACGGUCUGAGAGAUGCAACUUCUUACCCACCACUAUGUCCUCAAGAUCUAUCCAUGCUGAAAAUAGCUGAAAAAAACUUUAAAGAAAAGCACAUUGCAUUCCAAACAUCUGAGGACUGUUUGUAUCUCAGUGUGUACAGCCCUGCUGGCUCGAGCAAGAAGGACAAGCUACCUGUAAUGGUGUGGAUCCAUGGAGGCAAUUUUAUAUUUGGUGGAGCUUCUAGGUAUGAUGGUUCUGCACUGUCAGCUUACGAGAAUGUUGUGGUAGUGAUAAUUCAGUACAGACUUGGACUCCUUGGAUUCUUCAACACUGGGGAUGAACACGCUCGGGGCAACUGGGCCUACUUGGAUCAAGUAGCAGCUCUUCGGUGGGUCCAAGAAAACAUUGAACACUUUGGAGGAGAUCCAGGAUCUGUCACACUCUUUGGUAUAUCUGCAGGAUCUUGCUCUGUUUUUGCACAUGUUUUAUCUCCUUUGUCUAAGGGUCUCUUUCAUAAAGCAAUAUCAGAGAGUGGAAUUCUGCUUCCCUCCAAUAAAGAUGCAUAUAUUUCAACAGAUCUUAAGCAAAUUGCGAGUGUGUUUAAGUGUGACACGAGCAGUUCACUCUCACUUGUAAACUGCUUACGGAAGCAGGAAGCAGAGCACAUCAUCUCUAAGAGCACGGACAUCUCAUUUGUACCUUUAGUUUUGGAUGGAGUAUUUCUUCCUAAGUCACCUGAAGUGAUAAUGGCUGGGAAAGAAUUUAAUGCAGUCCCGUUUAUGGUUGGAGUCACCAACAAUGAAUUUGGCUGGAAUAUUAGAUCUACAUCAAAAAUGACAGGUUUGAAGGAAAUAGGAGAUAAAAAGUCAAUUGCUUCAACUAUAGAGUUCUUUCUGCCAAUGAUAGAUUUGCCAUCAGAGUUUCUGCCCAUGAUAGUCGAUGAAUACCUAGGAAACACAGAUGAUCCUGCCGAGCUACGGGAUGGAUUUCUGGACUUGCUCGGGGAUAUGGCGAUCGUCAUGCCAGCCAUCAAAGCACUCAAUUACCACAGGGAGUCUGGAGCUCCUGCCUACUUCUUUGAAUUUCAGCACCGCCCCAGCUCAUACUGGGACAGUAAACCAGAGUAUGUGAAAGCUGAUCAUGGAGAUGAAGUUGGCUUUGUCUUUGGAGGACCCUUUCUGGCUGGAGAUAUUCAGCUCCGCAGUGAAGUUACAGAGGAAGAAAAGAACCUUAGUAGAACUCUAAUGAAGUACUGGGCUAACUUUGCUCGAAAUGGAAAUCCUAAUGGAGAGGGUUUGGUUGAAUGGCCAUCUUACAACCUACAUGAAGAAUACUUGCAGAUAAACCUGAAACAAAAGAAAGACAGAAAGUUGAAAGAAAAGAAGGUAGAUUUCUGGAGAAAGCUUAUGCUUGAAAAGACAAAUAAAAGAGUGGAAAACAAGAAGGUUAAUUCAGAGUUAUAA